GGUGUUAGAGAUGAAGGGAGUGAGAGGAACAAACGUGAGCUGGUACAAGCUCUUCAGACCCAGCCCAGGAACCAGGUAAUUUGGAGCGUGUUCUCCGAGACCCGGUGACAGAGAAUGCUCAUCUCCAGUCACAUGUGCAGGCUAAAUUCAUCAUCAUGGAGCAAUGGAAUCCUCGCGCUCUUCUGAGUCUAACCAUAUAUACACAACGACUUCCGGGGUCCAGGGAGAAUGGUCUGAGGCUGGUGGAGAUUGGGGAGGGAGUGAGUCUAGACGAUGUCAGAGCUGCCACUGGAGCCUCGUUUCAGGUUUCUGCUGACUUGAAGACAAUGGGACUCACAAGUAUAAUGUUUCGUUAAUAAA
Molecule: messenger RNA, 360 nt
Organism: Geodia barretti
Lineage: Eukaryota; Metazoa; Porifera; Demospongiae; Tetractinellida; Geodiidae
Source: the annotation of a GenBank genome assembly